CUAUCCACGAGGGGGGAUUAAUUAGCCAGGCUGAAGCUGGGGGAGGCUGUCGUGACGAGCCCAGUGGCGAUUGGCCGCCCGCCUGCCUGGCCCUGCCUUUAUAAUUUCCACACGAGUGCAUCUGGGCUUUUACACAAACCAACAGCAGCUUCUUCUGACAGACACACACUCACCCCGACACACACUCGGCACACUUUUCCUCCUUCUGAUUAACAGUCCUGCACACAACAUGAUUACGGGAAAACUUAAAUAAAUACGCAAAGGGUGAUUAUUUUGACUACUGGAAGAGCUUUGCUGGGAUUCAGCGCAACUUUUGUUUUUAUUACUGAGAAGGUGAUCUCUCCACGCGUCUCUCCCAGACACGGAUUCUUUAGCGGAGGAGAAAGUAGGAGAGUGCAGCCUUUCACUUUAAGACCGACUAGGCUCGCGGAUAAAAGGCCCGCCGGGCAGGGCGGCCUCUUCUGCAUCCUUUCCGAGAGAGGCUCGGUGCCUUUUACGCGUGGCCCCCUUUCACCUCCGAAGUUGGCUCCAGCACUAGCAGCCGCAUUGGAUCCCACAGCUUAUUGUGAGACUCCGGUGUACAAUCCGGAUCUCUGCCCCAACAUGAUCGCGGCCCAGGCAAAGCUGGUCUACCACCUGAAUAAGUACUACAACGAGAAAUGCCAAGCCAGGAAAGCUGCCAUCGCCAAAACCAUCCGGGAAGUCUGCAAAGUGGUAUCCGACGUCCUGAAGGAGGUGGAGGUGCAGGAACCGCGCUUCAUCAGCUCCCUCAACGAGAUGGACAACCGCUAUGAGGGCCUGGAGGUCAUCUCUCCCACCGAGUUCGAGGUGGUACUCUAUCUGAACCAGAUGGGGGUGUUUAACUUCGUGGACGACGGCUCGCUGCCUGGCUGCGCGGUGCUGAAGCUGAGCGACGGUCGCAAGAGGAGCAUGUCCCUCUGGGUAGAAUUCAUCACCGCCUCUGGCUACCUCUCAGCACGCAAAAUCCGCUCCAGGUUUCAGACGCUGGUGGCUCAGGCAGUGGAUAAGUGUAGCUACAGAGAUGUAGUAAAGAUGGUGGCUGACACAAGCGAAGUGAAACUGAGAAUCCGCGAUAGGUACGUGGUGCAGAUCACCCCGGCCUUUAAAUGCACGGGAAUCUGGCCGCGGAGUGCUGCCCACUGGCCGCUUCCCCACAUCCCAUGGCCGGGACCCAACCGGGUGGCAGAGGUCAAGGCCGAAGGGUUCAAUUUGUUGUCCAAGGAGUGCCACUCCCUGGCCGGCAAGCAGAGCUCCGCGGAGAGCGAUGCUUGGGUGUUGCAGUUUGCAGAGGCUGAGAACAGACUGCAAAUGGGGGGCUGCAGGAAGAAAUGUCUCUCUAUCCUGAAAACCCUACGCGACCGCCACCUGGAGUUGCCAGGACAGCCCCUCAACAACUACCACAUGAAAACUCUGGUGUCCUAUGAGUGUGAGAAGCAUCCCCGGGAGUCGGACUGGGACGAAUCUUGCCUGGGCGACCGGCUGAAUGGAAUUCUGCUGCAGCUCAUCUCAUGCCUGCAGUGCCGGCGGUGUCCCCACUACUUCUUACCAAACUUAGAUCUGUUUCAAGGCAAACCGCACUCAGCUCUGGAAAACGCUGCUAAACAAACGUGGCGACUUGCAAGAGAGAUCCUGACCAACCCAAAAAGUUUGGAAAAACUCUAGAGGAUGACCUAAUCCAGCCGACAAGAUCACUCUUCUCAAUGUCCCGACGAAACGAAAACUUCCUGGUUGAUUCCUAUUUAGUAUUUCCUGAGACAGUGCAAAAAUUAAAAAAAAAAUCUCUUCCUUUAAAAGGAGUAACAGCACAACAUUUACACAUCAUCUCACACAUCCCUAAAAGAGGAGGGAAUGGAGUAGGGAAACGGGAAAACCUAUACCACACAGGCAUCUCCCAUCUCCCCUGGAAAGUA
Molecule: messenger RNA, 1931 nt
Organism: Phodopus roborovskii (desert hamster)
Lineage: Eukaryota; Metazoa; Chordata; Mammalia; Rodentia; Cricetidae
Gene: Mab21l1
Product: mab-21 like 1
Exons: 1
Coding region: 604-1683 (359 amino acids)
Source: RefSeq, a predicted model, not a curated record